AUGACAGGGAAGGUUUCCUCAUUCUCCCCCUGCUCUGCAGUGCGCCCUGCUCUGCCUGGCUACCUCGUGCUCUGCCUCGCUGUGCAAGCUCACAGUCUGGCAUCAGCACAGUUCAGCGUGACUGGCCCUGACCACCCAAUCAGUGCCGUGGUCGGUGGGGAGGCCGUCCUGUCCUGCCACCUCUCCCCCCGGAUGAGCGCUGCAAACAUGGAAGUGAGGUGGUUCCGAUCCCAGUUCUCUGCAGCUGUGCACCUGUACCGCGAUGGGCAGGAUCAGAACAAGGAGCAGAUGCCGGAAUAUCGAGGGAGGACUGAGCUCUUGAAAGACAAUAUCACCGAUGGGAGAGUUUCCCUGAGAAUCCGUGAUGUUCAACCCUCAGAUGAUGGGCAGUACAAGUGUUUUUUUGAGUCCAGUGUCUCUUAUGAAGAUGCUUUAUUGGAACUGCAGGUGGCAGCUUUCGGCUCUGCUCCUGACGUCUUUGUGGAGGGACACCAGGAUGGAGGGGUCCGGGUGGUGUGUCAAUCAUCUGGAUGGUACCCACAGCCUGAAGCCCUGUGGAGAGAUCUCCAGGGGCAGCACUUACCAUCAGACUCUGAAAAAAUAUCCCCCGAGGCCAGUGACCUGUUUCAGAUAGAGAUUGCCAUUGUUCUAAGAGAAGAGUCCAACCAGAAGGUGUCCUGCCAUGUCUGGAACCCCCGACUCGACCAGGAGAGGGAAUCAACAAUUUCCAUAGCAGGCCUGGACUCCACCUUUCCUGCUGUUGUUGCUGAUCCCCCUGGGGUAGAGGAGGUCCACUCCUCCAGCAUUCAGCCGGCCCCAUUCUUGGACCACCACCAGGGCCAGCCUACUGGCAUGAUCCAACUGAUGCCAAAGCCUGCAGAGUUCUCUGGAACAAGCUCCCAAUGGUCAGCAUGGGUGACGGGGACCGUCUCUCUCUCUCUGGCCAAGUUCUCGGAAGCCCUCCAUCUCAUGCCCACCAACAAGUCCCUGUGCAUGGACGGGCUGACUGUGGAGUUCUACCAUGUGUUCUGGGGCAUCCUCAGCCUGGACCUUGCCAGUGUCUGGGCCAAGUCUUUGGAGAGUGGGGUUCUCCAUUGA
Molecule: messenger RNA, 1098 nt
Organism: Pelodiscus sinensis (Chinese soft-shelled turtle)
Lineage: Eukaryota; Metazoa; Chordata; Testudines; Trionychidae
Source: RefSeq, a predicted model, not a curated record